CCGUCGGGGGUCGGAUGGACACGUGGAAGAGCGGCAGUCGGAGAGCUUCACCCAGCUCGAUCGAUGCCAUGAGAUGGGAUACAGAAAGAAUUCCCAAUAACCUCCUGCAGUAGCUUGGGCGCUUAAACGGUCCGGUCAAUUCGAUUGUGGAUCGAGUGACUGGGAAAGAGCGUCUCAGCCCACUAUAGUUCGACCCAACCACUCGCUUAAGACCCAGAAAAGAAAGGGUCUAAUCUCGCAUCUCGUGUGUCGAAGUGUGUCUAAUCCCCAUGGGGUCUUCUCUCGUCCGGCUGUUCGGCCCGUGGCCCGUCUGUCACGCAAAGCACCACCAAACACCCCCAGAAACCACCCAAUAUGGCUCAAUCUUGCCCCAACCAACCUUUUUUCAAUCCAAUAUCCAGCGAGAUGGCAAAUGGCAAAUAGCAGAUGGCAAAUGGCAAACCCAACGAUCGUGUUUCCCUGCGGCAGUCCGGCCCAGACUGCCACUGCACACACCCUCUCUUGCCUUUCGGGCAUCCCCAGCUUCCCCGGAUUCAUCUAAUCCCGUUUGGAUACGGGGUCUCAUCCUUGCUGCAAUUAGCCCGCCACUCAGCCUAUUCUUUGCGAGUCCCUGUCCCUGUCCUAUCACAGCGCCUCCUCCCCAGCAAAUUUUCCGCGGCAUCUGGUGACAGGAAGGGACUAUAGUCAGAC
Molecule: messenger RNA, 690 nt
Organism: Aspergillus brunneoviolaceus CBS 621.78
Lineage: Eukaryota; Fungi; Ascomycota; Eurotiomycetes; Eurotiales; Aspergillaceae
Exons: 3
Coding region: 270-668 (132 amino acids)
Source: RefSeq, a predicted model, not a curated record